CCUUGUCAGGCUGUUCUCAGUAUCUGUGGAUACAUUAAUCUCAUUAUCUAGAGGAGGAUAUCCCUAACAAGUACACGGCAAGACUUGGCGAAAGAUUUCCCACCUAGCGUAGGUGACAUGCGGAAGACCAUUAUCAGACAGUAAGGGGGACACUAGCUAGGACACUCAUGACGUCACACACUAGCGUCCACGCCUGCUUCUCGUGUCACCUAGAUGCCCGGAUGUGACAUUAAUUCCCCCAGACUGACCGUUGGACUGGGAUAGAGAGCGAGCAGGAAGUUUGUUGGUGCGAUAGUCGCCACACGAGAGCUCGGCAUGCUGGGUGCGGCCAUGAUACGGUUGGCCAGCCACUGGUGUCGUUCAUGGAACUGUCACACAGGACAGGACAGGACAGGACAGGACAGACCCUGCACCUGCACCUGCCACAAGGAGGCUGAUGUGCCACUCAGGUGCCCGGUGCCGUGUCGCCACCAUGUCUGCUCUCUGGCUUUUUGCCGUGUGUUUGUGGGUCUCCUUAGGAGCACCCAGACCUGGACAUACGUUGGAGUCUGUUUGGGCGCAGUGUUCGUGGUGUCACUCAUCGUCUCCGUUGUCAUCUACCUCUACAGGAGACAUCGCUUACGAAAGAGGGACCUCCAAUAUGGCCGCUUUAGGGACCCAGGCAACACCACCACAGUAACUACAAACCAUAUCUAAAGACCCUGCCAACCACAUAAAAGACAGUGGCCUCGAAGAUCACGGGACCUGCAGGCCCAGGCUACCGUCACCAUAGCAACAUCAACUCAACCUCGCCGAUCCUCCAGCCUCCACGUGCUCUUCAUCCAAUACCACGUGACGUGUCAGUUAGGCGGUCCUGUUAGCAGUGAUUGACAGGGUCCCUGCGGUCCUUCACGAUUCCAGAAAAGGUUCGAUCACCAUGGACACGGAUCCUAAAGCAGACGUCCAGGGGUCAGCUGACAUGAAGAGGCUGCCAUGAAGAGCAAUGGAGACAAGACAAGACGUGAUGGACGGCAGACAGCUACCAGUGUACGGGAAAACAGUUAAUAUGGGGGCGGUACAAAACUCUUCUUUCUUAUGUGGACAUUACGGUCAAGUUUAUAUUGCUUUUUAUUUUAUUUUUUUUUCUCUUUUAAGUGAAAGUGAGGAACAUACCUGACUGAGUUUUUUUCAAUACCAAUAAAUAAUUUAGUGUCUAAUUGACAAAUAUAAGC
Molecule: messenger RNA, 1211 nt
Organism: Pomacea canaliculata
Lineage: Eukaryota; Metazoa; Mollusca; Gastropoda; Architaenioglossa; Ampullariidae
Exons: 3
Coding region: 316-696 (126 amino acids)
Source: RefSeq, a predicted model, not a curated record